Messenger RNA from Acinonyx jubatus (cheetah), 6857 nucleotides. It is a transcript of the gene BLACAT1, whose product is annotated as BLACAT1 overlapping LEMD1 locus. Bases 3082 to 3240 code for a protein of 52 amino acids. Lineage: Eukaryota; Metazoa; Chordata; Mammalia; Carnivora; Felidae. The record is from RefSeq and is a predicted model, not a curated record. The transcript is spliced from 2 exons.
UGGGGCCAAGGCUGUGUGAGCUGGGCCAAGUCACUUCCCCUCUCUGGGCCUGGUCUCUCACUCUGAAAUGAAGAGGCUGAACUGGUGAUUCCAGAGGGAGAUUCCUUCUGAGGAUGGAGACACAUUCAGGGGGUGCUGAGGUCCGUAAGUUGGUUUCCUCCCCCCCACCCCCUUGCCAUGUUGAGGACUGGCUCACGCUCAGAGAUUUGGGGGCUAGAGUCAAGGCCAUGGGACCACACAGCCCUCCGGCCUUCACUCGGUGCCCCCAGGACAGCCUGUGCUUCUCGGCCUUGCUCACUUCUCUGUGGUCAGCUCGGAAUCCACAGCCUUCUCUGUGUAAGAGAGACCUCGGGACUUCUCAGUGGUUGAAACGGGAGAACUCAGGCCGGCCACUCAGGGAGAGGAAGUUCAGUAGCGUGAAACUAGGAAGGCAGCCUCUCCCCGUGGGCUGCGACGUGGAGUCCGGGGUUGCUAGCUCCUGGUCUGCUACCCCAUCCUGGCAUUUGUCACCCUCUCCCCGGAUCUGUGAACAGUACCUCCUCUCCCUAUCCGGCACCAUCUGCCACUCACCUUGCCUGACUCCCCAGGCCCUUCUCCCUCUCCAGUUCCUGUCCUACUCCCUAACUCCCAUGCAGAUCUGCAUCUGCCUAACUCCAACCCAGCCCUCCUGGAAGGCUCCAGCUGAUGGAAAUACGGCGGGCAAUCUGGCUGGAGCAGCCGUGGAAGCACCCUCGCCUCCCCUCCAAGCCCCCCAGUCUGUCUAAGACAGACCACUAAAGAAUCAGAGGGUACGGCAGUUGGUGUUGAGAACCAGGAGGCAAGUUACUUACAAUGUCUCGGAGCCCUUCGUCUCCCUGGCCAGCAUUCGCCUAGUGUUGGCUCUGUGCCAGGCAAGACUCUAUCCGUCUUACCUGUGCUCAUUUAAUCCUGGAAACAACUCUUAAGAACAACGUACUAUGAUUAUCCCAUUUUACUUUGGGAGAUCUGAGGCAGAAGGGAGCCAAGAAACGAGCCCGAGUUCAUAGGGCUAGUAAGGGGCAGAGGCAGCGAUUUGAACCUGGAUUCUUACCACAUCGUGCUGGAUGUGGGGAGAGCCAACAAGGUGGCAUGGGAGAGCACUCUGGAAGCUGGAAAGUGCUGGAUGCAUGUCCACAAACUGGCUCCGUGGCCCAACUCUAACCAUCCUUUGUCCAUCGCUGGUUUUCCUUUUCCAGCAACAGCAGAGGGGGAGAAAAUCAAAGCAAUAGGAGAAGCAAAGAGAAAGCCCAAGCCAGCUGGGUUUUUGCUGGGGCUGCUCCAAGCCACUUCCCCUCUCGCCCCAGCUUCGGUGGUGCAAGGAACAGGGAUGAGACUUGCCAGGCUUUCUCACUUUCCCUCUGGGUCCUCUUGCCCAGAGAUCAGAGGUGGCUACCACCUUUCCCCACCUCCCUCCUCAUCCAGCUGCCCCUGGCUCCGAAUGAGCCUAUCCUCUGUUCCUUCCUCUGUGCGAGGACAUCCAGGCACCCGACUUACUCCCCUUAGCUUCGGGAUCUAAUGGGCAAGUCAGGUUGGAACAGCGCCCCCUUCCUGUCUCUGCAACUGGGUCCCUCACAGGAAUCCUGUUGCACGGUUUGCCAGGGAGUCCCCCGCAAUGGACUGGGCCUAGAGGAAGGGAACAGGGGACCAUGCCAGAUUUUACCUCCGAAAAGCUCCAGCAAGGCAAGGCUCUGAGGAGCCGCUGCUGGGUACACGUUUGUCCAAUGAAUUGUGAACUGGGAGAAAAGGCGGGUGGGGUAAAAGCAGUAAGUUGCCACAAACAGGGACACAGAGCAAGCCCACCCUUCCUGGGCCUGGGCCUAGGGUGCUUCUGGGGUUACAAGGUUGCAGCUUGUGUCUGUUCUUUGCCUCUUGGCCACUGCCAGUGGUGCAGGCCUGGCAGAGAUACGUAAUUAUAUGUUUCACAUAAUUGUUAAACUGCAUCGAAUAGGCAAGCUGGCCUCAUGCCCUUUCUCCCUGGAGGAUUCACGGAUCAGAGGGCUGCAUCUAUCCUGUUCCCUGCCUGCAGACAGCUGAAACCAAAAAUGUUCUGAACCUCAGUCUUUUUCACAGUCCUCAGAGCUACCCCAGUAUAAGCCCUCCCCCUUUGAGAGCGUGGGCCCACACUUAACAACACAGAUUCAAGUGAAUCUCUCCGGUUGUAUUUGCCCUGUUUUUAGUGGAAGUGGAGUUUCACUGCUAAAAGUCUGCUCCUUUUAAGCGCAGACUAUUGAAAGAAAAAAAUCUCUGUCCCAUCAUUAGAAGGGGAUAGCACGGACCAUUGGCCUCUGGAAGACCUUCUAGCACUGAUAGCCUGGACCACCGCGUUCCCAGCUCCUGCUGAAUGCUAAGCUGACGACCCUGGUCAUGCUUCCGAUGACUCUUUAGAUAGGCCAGCCUCUGCCAAGCGGUGGGCCUCCUGGAAGGCCCAGGGCAUAAAAACACAUCAAGACUGUUAGUGCCCUGACCCUUCCAGCUCCCAUGGCGCCUGAGUCCCCCGGAAGCAUCGGUGAAUGCCUGUUUGUCCUAGUAGUCUCGGAAAGGUGGGAGGAGCGUCCCCGCUUUCUCCAUAGGUGGGCAAGCGAGAAAUGAGGGGGGCUGGCCCGGAAGCCCUCGAAGGCAGAGAGGACCUUGGCUCCAGAUUCCAAGGAGUUCAGUCAGCCAGAGGCUGGAAGUCAGUCUCAAGCAGGCCAAGAAGGAGUUAACCUCCAAGGAGAAUGAGGGCUUCUCCCAGACCGGAGGCCUGUGCCCAGCUUCGCCUCUGCCAACUCCGGGAAGAAGUCCUGGGAUCUGUAGUUUGUGCCACCACCCACCCCUGGCCUGCCUGUUUAUCAACAACGUCUUGGGGACUACAGUUCCCAGAAACCUGCAGAGGCCAGGCUUUGGGGGAAGGGGUGGGGUGUGAGGCUCGGUGGCAGCAGGAGGGAGAGGGAGGAGGUGGGGAGAGAAAACCCAAUUCACCCCCUUCCUUUUUAAUUCUUUCUCCUGGUGUGUCUGCUCCACCGCCCGAGCUAAUCCCCCAAAUCCGGUCUCCUAAGCCGCAGCUGCUUUCCUUCGCAGUGAUGAAUGGCUCGGGGAGGGAAGAUCUUCUCCGGUGAGCAUCCCCCCAGCCUGGCCCAGGGCAUGCCCCAGUUCACUUUUGCCUGCUUCUGUGGCCUCCACGGCUUCUGCAAGAUGAAGAGGAAGAAGGAGGAAGUUCACAGACAGCGGGAAACGGCCGUGUGAGCUGGACCGGGGCCCCUUCUGCAGCCUCCAGCAGGUUCCAGGCCUGAGGGCGCGCCCACAUCUGGAAGGACCCGCCUGGCCUUCUGGAGACCGGGAGACCCAGAAGCCUCGGGGCAGCCCCAGGAGUGAAACUUCUUUCCUGCCCUCAGGGCUCCAAGCCCUCCACUCAGGGUGACUCUUCGGCUGAGGGAUGUGCCGCCUUGGUGGGCUAGAAGCGCUGCUCCUGGAUAGGAAACUGGACCUCCCAGCAGCCCCCACGCCGGGGGAGGCCUCAGGCAGGCCGGGCCGAGUGGCGGUGUAAGAGGAGCCCCCCUCCAAAGCCAGGAUGCAGUCUCUCCUGGGAGCCCGGGACUUGAGGCAGGAGCCUCUCCGGAGGAGCAUCCCUGAGAGAGGGGUCCUUUCCUGUCCCCUCCCAGCGUUCUCCUGGGCCAGGUGGAGCCAGGACCAAGGCGGGCAGCCAGGUUGGGGGUCAGAUGGCAGAGUCGGGACAGUGAGAGGCAGGCAACGUCCUCAUGGCAGGAGGCCAGCUCGGUGUCCCCUGGGCGCCUCCCUCUCCCGCACUCCAGAAGGCAGCUUUCUCUCCAGGCCUGGCCUCGCAGACCCUCUGACCCCUGUCACGCCUCCUUGCAGCAGCACAGAUGUGGGGGCCUGUUUCCCAGGCCCCGACUCCCCUUCUUGGGAACUGUCAUCCAGGACCAGACUGUGGGGCCCCCUUCCUGGACUGUGCCGUGUCCUCCCUUUAUUCUCCUGUCUCCUCGCCUCGCCCACCUGCCUCUACUUUCUCUUCUCAGAAGCCAUAGAGAGGGAAGGGCUUGCAUGUUGUGCCUUUGGGGGAAACGGGGUAGAGGGACCCUCUAGGACCUGCCUUGCCUUUUCCCCCUAAUCUCUCCACUAACCUCCAUCUUCCAGGGUCAGUCUCAGCCCCCUCUCCCAGCCUAUUUCCAGCCGGUAAGAAGCAGACAAAACCCCCUUUCCUUCUCCCUUCCUUCCCUCCUCCCUUCUCCCAUGUGAUCUAACUUACCCUUCUGUCACAGUGCCCGAACCUCUCGGGUGCUAGAGGGUCACACGGGCAGCAAUGGUAGUGGCAGAGACACUUUGGGCAGAUUCUGUAGCUUUAGCAAGUCUGCCCUCUCCUUCAGCACGGAAAAGGUCGGCCCAGGAACAAAGUCAGAGGCCCGGUAGCCUCUGGGGACAGAAUAUUCUUUCUGACAGUUAACAGGUGGGCUGGGGAGAGGAGGUCAGGAUCCCAGGACUGAAGGUGGGGCGGUGUGCCCUUUUCCUUGGAAUGUGCCUCUCUGGGCAGUCAGGGAGGGCAGAAGACCACCUGUGCUGGUUCAUCCGGAACCUGGGAGAAGCAAAGGCACAUUCUGUCCUCGCAGCUUUUCUUUGCCUGUCCAGCUCAUGCCCCAUGCUCAGGGGCAUGUCCUGAGCUUCCGGCAGAUUUGGUGGGAGACAGGUCAUCUUUGUGAAGCCAGAGCACCGCUUACGAUCCCUCUCCUCCCAUCCUCCAGCCACCUCCUUUGCCCCUAGCACCCAGCCCCAGGCCUGUACAAUCUGUUAGUUCCUUUUAUAUCCAAAGAACUAUAAACAGAACUCCUUCCCUCAAGGAAACAGCAAUAAAGGCCAGUGGGGUCACAAGGGACGGAGGAAAAGCUCCCCGGUUAUUUGGCCUCUUGGACGGUAGAGGCCUUGGAAGAGGCAGAGACGGGCAGAAAACGCUUUCAAGGGUACCUUGAUCAGGCGGCAGGGGAGCCCGCCUGGAGGGCAUGUGUGUCCCUAGCGGUGGCCUGUGAGGCUGCAGGCCUAGAGAAGCCACUCUUGCGGUGGAGGAUGAAAUUGUAUCCCUGGAACCUCAGAGGUGUUGGGUGUUAGGUCCUGACCACAUGGGCUCACCCGGAGGAAAGGUCAGGAGAGGUGGCGAAGGACGGUUUUGCCCCUGCGUACCUCUCGGGGCUCAGCAGCGAUGUCCGCUGCAGGGGCCUGGCAGUACGCCCGUCCAGAGAGCUUCUUCCCCCGGGGAGAACUCCUUUGACUCCAAAGGGAUACCGGAUAUCUGGAGCCCCUGCUACGGGAGCAUGGGAGAGGUCCCAAGGUCAGGGCAUCACUGGUCUGAGUGGAGGGCUAGCCGUGCCUGCAGACGGCAGCCCGUGGCCCCUCCUUCAUCCAGGGUGAAGGUGGGGUCAAAUGCCUUGCUGAGUAGGAGGCGGCAACAGCUUUGAGCCAGACCCACCCCUCGUCCCACCGUCCCUCGGUCUCCUUCUCAGGGAAAUGGUGACUUGGCUCCUCUCAGCGCCUGGAGCCGAUCUGGAGACCUGUGCCUGCCCGUCUGCCUCUGGGUGAGCCCAGGGGAGAGGUUUCAUCCAAAAAUGCAGAAGCAGCCCUCGUGUCCACAGACCGUGGGCCCCAGGCCUCUGGCUCACAGUCCGGGCUUCUCUUCCUUCUGUUUCUUUUGGGGCAUCGAGGUCUGGCCACCCCAUUUAUUGCCCUGCCCUGAGGCUCCUCCCCAGGGGACAGGUUGGACCAUUUUGCCCUCCCCAUUCCUAAUUCCCUCCACCCCACAGUUCUCUCCCAGACUCUACCUUGAGGAGGGGGACGGGAACUCCUGGGUGGAGGAAGGGGGCACAAAAGUCGAUGGUUCUGGAAGGAGACGGGCCUCUCCUUCUUGCUGUGUGGCACUGAGUCCUUGCUGGAGGGCGGGAGGCCCUGGCCUCCCUGGGCCUCAGUUUUCCCCUCUUGUGCUGCGGGCUGUUGAAUGGGUGAUAAAGAAACGUGAGGGGUGCAUGAGGUUCUUGUGACUCGAAUGUUGUCUGGGGCCGGGCCCUAGGGACCCCGAGGGGCUUCUUGAAGUCUUUUAUUUAAUUUAAUUUAAUUUUAUUUUUGUAGAAUAUCAUUUCCUUCUCCACUCCCAGGGAAGGGCUUUUUGGAUGUCGCAGGAGUCAACAGAAAUAUGUACAGAGAUUGUUAUUUUUGAAACAAAUAAAAAGAGCAAUAACUUAACUGAAAUAUGCACGAAGUACCACAGUGGAUGCAAAGGGCAUUGAGCUGGGAACCAGAUCUCCUGGGUUCCGGCCCUGCUGCUUAGACACUGAUGACAGUGUGAUCUUAGGCUAAUCAUGUCCUAUUUCUGGGACUCAGUCUCCUCCCACCAACGUCCUCUAAGUACCCCCCAUCAGAGGCCAGGACUCUGUGGCCCUGGGCAGUCGAGCCUCAGUGAGGCUCAGGGCCGAGGAGGCACAGGGGUUGUAGUCUCCUGGGCUCUGUGUCUGCAGCUCCGUGUGGGGAGGGCUGGUGGAAGCCGUACGACAGGUCUAGGCAAUGGCGAGGGUGGUGAGAGGGACAGCCAAGGCACCCAUAGCUUCCGCUCGAACCCUCCCCCAGGGCCCCGAGCAGUCUGCCUCUCCUCCUUCCUGCAGCCGGGCCUGUCUAGGCCACCUCAGGUGCCGCUUUUGUGCACAUUCUCUUACACACACACACUCCACCCCUGGCAGAUGGGAUCUCAGAGGACCAGCUCGGGGCCCUGGCUCUGUCACCCAUGGGCUCCCCUCUACCCAGCUGCUGGUGAGCCCGUCUCCAAGCUGCUCGAACCACCCCACCUCCCUACCUUGCCUUCUGCAAGG